AUGCAUAAUAGACACAAGUUUUUCCUGGUAGGCCUUAUGGAGCCUUUUCAGCAGUCUUACAAGUUGGAAAGCUACAGGAGGAGAUUGGGAAUUGACACUGCUUUGUGUAAUGUCUCUAGAAAAAUAUGGGCUUUUGUCAAUGAAGACUACCAAGUCACAGUUCUGAUUGAUAGUGUGCAGCAGCUUACUUUAAAACUGCACAAUGUGAAUUCUGAAGAAGACAUGAUUGUCACACUUGUAUAUGCAAAAUGUGACAGAAUGGAAAUGAUUGAACUUUGGGAUUCUUUGUAUUAUCUAGCUUCUGAUAUGACAUUGCCAUGGCUUGUUGGUGGAGAUUUUAAUGUCAUAUGUUAUGAAGAGGAGAAGUAUAGGGGUCUGCCAGUGUCUUUGAAUGAAGUGGAGGACUUUAGACACUGCAUAAAUACAUGUAACCUUACAGACUUGGGUUACAAGGGCAGUGGUUUCACUUGGUGGAAUGGGAGAGGUGCUGAAGAUUGUGUGUUUAAAAGAUUGGAUGGGUGCUUGGGUAAUAUUGAAUUUCAGCAGCUAUUUCCAAGCCUGCAGAUGACUCACUUGAUCAAGCAAGGAUCAGAUCAUUCCCCACUUUUCAUAGAAUGCAAGGAUCAGGUUCCAAAAGUAAGGAAAUCCUUCAAAUUUCUCAACUUUUGGGCCAAACAUGAUACUUUCAUGGAUAUAGUUAAAGCAAACUGGAAAACUGAGGUUCAAGGAAAUGCCUUCAUGAUAUUCAGUUCCAAAUUGAAAAAUAUGAGGAAGGCACUGUCACAAUGGAGUAGAGCAACAUUUGGAGAUAUUUUUCAAAAAAUCUCUAACCUUGAAGAAGUGAUCAAAGCUCAUGAAGGCCUUUUUGAGGAAAAUCCAAUUGUGCAGAAUAAAGCCAAGUUGAGACAGGUGGAGGAUGAGCUGACUAGAGUAUAUGCUCUAGAGGAGGAAUACUGGAAACAGAAGGCAGGUAUGGAGUGGUUCCAAGAUGGUGAUAAGAAUUCUAAAUUCUUUCACAAUUAUGUUAAUGGUAGGAGGAAAAUGCUUCAGCUGAAGAGGGUUCAAAAUAGUCAAGGGCAGUGGCUGGAAAAUGAGAAUGACAUUGCAGAAGAGGCCUGUGAUUUUUUCAGGAUCAGUUUUGUUAGCAGCCUGAAAAUGGAGAUCCUGCAAGAUUUGAUAUCUUGCAUCAUGUCCCUUCUAUGA
Lycium barbarum (goji berry) is the source of this 1203-nucleotide messenger RNA. RefSeq lists its product as uncharacterized. The transcript has a single exon. NCBI's taxonomy places the organism in Eukaryota, Viridiplantae, Streptophyta, Magnoliopsida, Solanales, Solanaceae. The coding region runs from base 1 to 1203 and encodes 400 amino acids. The record is from RefSeq and is a predicted model, not a curated record.